This is a messenger RNA of Dermacentor silvarum, 4670 nucleotides long. Its product is annotated as facilitated trehalose transporter Tret1-like. Gene Ontology annotation, molecular function: sugar transmembrane transporter activity. The record is from RefSeq and is a predicted model, not a curated record. Gene Ontology annotation, cellular component: membrane. Gene Ontology annotation, biological process: transmembrane transport; carbohydrate transport. NCBI's taxonomy places the organism in Eukaryota, Metazoa, Arthropoda, Arachnida, Ixodida, Ixodidae.
AGGGAUAACGCGAGUCUUCAGCUCGAGAAGAGCCCCGUCGUGGAACCUCUUCAGCAUUUUGAGCCUUACCGUAGGAAAAAGUUGACCGCUGCGCGCAUAGCAGGGUCUGACUGUGACCAACAGGCGUUACAGCAGACGAAUAUCAGUGCACUUUGUCACCGCUACUGUUUUUGUUGUUGGUAUUUCUCAUCUUCAACAAAGCGGGAUAAUUUAGACAGGUGCUUGAGGAUAGAAGAGUACACUCCCGUGCAUUUCUACCCUACCCUAGAAGACUCGCUCGUAUAUUCGCCUCAAGGAUCCCGACGAUGGGUUUAAAGGCCAAACGCAGACCGUCUAGCCCGCCCGAGAGCCUCAGCUGCCAGUUCGAGAAAGUUCCCAACACUGCCGAUGUCGACCUCCCGACUGCAUGCUCCGGCACAGAGAAGGACGCCAGGAGGCGGCUCUACCUCACCGUGGCCACAACAUACAUGGCCUCGAUGUCGUUUGGCUUCUCUUGCACUUACUCCUCGCCAGCUCUGCCGGACAUACGCAAGAGCAUCGAGUUUUCGGCCUCCGACAGCGCGUGGUUCGGCUCUCUCGUCACCCUCGGAGCUGUGUUCGGUGGACUCGCCGGUGGUCAGCUGGUGAACCUGAUUGGUCGACGUGGCACGCUCUUCGUUGCCGCUGCAGUGUUCAUGGCCGGCUGGCUGUGCCUCAUGUUCGCGCCGUCCACGACGCUGCUGUUCGUGGGUCGAGUGCUGACCGGCAUCGCCGUCGGCAUAACCGCCCUGACCGUCGCCGUCUUCAUCUCCGAGAUCAGUCCCUCGAACAUACGCGGCCUGCUCAACACUGGUGCCAACGCGAUCCUCUGCGUUGGCAUCCUGCUCACUUUCUUCUUGGGCAAGUUCCUCUCCUACCGCUGGCUGGCCGCCUUUUGCCUCGUGCCCAGCGUUAUCAUGGCGCUCGCGCUCUUCUGUGUGCAUGAGUCGCCGAGCUGGCUGCUUCAGAAGGGACGCCGCAAGGCUGCCAUCGCCUCGCUUCACUUCUACCAGGGUCCCAAGAUUGCCGAGGAACUAAGCGCGCUCGACGCGAGCCUGGCCAACCAGCAGCCUUUCACCCUGGCGGACGUAACCAUGCCGUACAUCUACAAGCCGUUCUUCUGCACGCUUCUGCCGAUGUUCAUGCAGCAGGCGUCCGCCGUCUGCGUCAUUCUCUUCUACGCGCAGGACAUAUUCGAAGAUGCCGGAACAUCCAUCUCUGCUGACGACUGCACCAUCAUUGUUGGCGCUCUCCAAGUCGUCGUGCUUUUCGUCGCCACAGCGCUGACCGACCGGCUAGGACGCAAAGUGCUCCUCAUCGUCUCUUCUUCGGGAUCCAGUGCCAGCCUCGCCCUCCUGGGCAUUUCCUUCCACCUGAAAGCCACUCGUGGUCAAGUGUUUCUGGACUCAUAUGGUUGGUUGCCUCUCGUAGCCAUCGCCAUAUUUUUCGUAGCAUACGCCAUGGGUCUAGGUCCACUGCCCUGGGUGCUGUUGGGAGAAAUGAUUCCGCUCAGGGCCAGAGGCUUUGCCACGGGUGUCUGCACGGCGUUCCUGUUUGCGUUAGCCUUCCUUGUCACCAAGUGUUACGACGAUCUAGUGAAGCUCAUGACCGCGGCGGGAACGUAUUGGAUGUUCGCGGGACUUCUGGCCGUCUCGCUUGUUUUGUUCAUAUUUAUUGUGCCAGAAACUAAAGGCAAGAGCUUAGAAGAAAUAGAGCUCAUAUUCGGCAAGACCGACUCAUCUGCCUCUCUCGACACAAUGGACAAAGACGUCGAAAUGAAUGUGAAGUGAAAAAAUCCAAGGAAACUCCCAUUCCUCCUGUAUAGGACAGUCAGUGUGACAUUCCUGCGCAUCUGGCGCACAACCGAGUGCUCUGCAAAGGUGCCAAAAUGCCUAGUUUUUAGGCAAGUGUUUCGUAUGCAAAACCUUCACCUUUAAGUGAUUCAGUAACCGCGGCAUGAACGUGGUAUAUUUUUUAUUCUUGCUUGCUGGCAAUGAGGAGAUUGCGCGUAUGAUUGUUACUACAUUGUUGAGAGUAGGUUUUCAGUGAGCGCGUUUUAGUGCUCUGUCAGUCAUUUUAAGAAGGGCUGCAGGCUUUUGAGAAGUCCCGAACCAUGUUACCUAGUCGGGUUCACCAGAAGAGAGAUAAUCAGAUGCCCCAAAUGUGCGUCGACAAUCAAUAUAUCUAUUUAGUUAUUUAAACCGUGCCCUUGACCAGGAGGUUAUUCCCAGUGAGAUGAUAUAAAACAAAGUAUGACCUUCCCAAUUAUACUUAUCGUUAUAUCUUCACUUGUGAACUUGAUUUAAUGGGGAGACUGCGUCGGCACUGCCUAACAAGCGAUAAAUCCAGUGGCUCCUUAGAGCGACAAGGCUCUUUGCUGAAGGUUACGUGAUCGCCGUCAACAAAGUGGCACAUAAAUAGUAGUAGGAAGUGUAUCGCAUUUAGUAGGAGGCCCAACUGCUCAAUCAUAUCGGCCAGGAGAUGUAUGUGCGAGUUAUUAUGAGAGUGAUUAUUAUUAUGAGGGUGAGACUAUCUGAGUGAUUAUGUUAGAGCAGCAUGGAGCGAUGAGGCUUUAAAAUUUACCUUAUAAACAAAUUAGGAAUUGACCAUUGAACACGGCUGACACAGGCCAGUGGCAUUAGCGAUAGAUCAGUGACAGUGCGAUUAUACGCGAUUCUUUUCACACUAAUAGGAAUUACCUUCCUAUUAUACUUAUUUUCAUAAACACUAGUUACGAAGCACCCAUUUUGUCAUAAGUUCAAGUAAGCUAGAGUCGUGUUCUAGUUAGGAUUCAGUGAAAUGUUACGUCAGAGGACCCUUGUGCUCUUGUAAACGAUAUACCUUUUACGUGUGCCCGGUUUCAGCGGGGUCCAAGAAGGAGUGCGUGUUUUUAGUACUUAAGUUGUUUGUGUACAAAUCCACUUCCUGGCAACAGUAAUCGACUAGCUAGUCUGUCUGUUUGUGCAAAGUAUUUUAUUUUGUCGCCAGUCUGUAUGUUGCACAGUAGGUGCACAACCAGAUGUAAUAUAACAUACAGGGUGAUCUUUUCUUUAAUGGAAUUUUCAGAAAUCGCAUGUGGCAGGUAACAUAAUUCUUGUCCUUGAGCUGAAUUAUUCGAAGAAGCAGACGUUAAUUACUAGCACAACAAAUUGAAUGUCCAUUAUCAACUAAUUAACAAACAUUGCGUAAUGAGCUUAUUAGUUAAUUACUUUGGGACACAUAUUGCAAUUUACAAAUUGUAGCCGGUGAGUUUGGAAGACGCAUUCACUUGAAAUGAAUUUACAGGAUAGUACCAGUUUCGAGAUAUUAUUUCCUAAAGUGUGGAACGAAAUACAUGGGCGUUCUAGUUAAUUGUGUGCUCCAAUGCAUAAAAGAGUGUUUUGUUAAAAAAGUAAGUGAACAACAGUGCAUUUUAUGGCAAUUUUGAUGGCGCAUAUCUCCAAACUGGAGAUAUGCGCCAUCACUGGAGAAAAUCUGGAAAUUCAUUCCAAGCGAAUACACCUUGAAAACUCACCGGCUACAAUUCAUGAGUUGCAAUAUGUGCCGUAAAGGUAAUAAUGCAAAAGAUAAUUAGUGAAUUUUUGUUCAUUAGUUGAAUAUUUGUUUUGGUUUCUCGUUGAAGUAAAAUCCGCCUCUCUGAAUAAUCGAGCUCGAGGACUAGAAUUAUGUUAUCUGCAACUGACUAUUUUUACAAAUUUAAUAAAACUUAAUAAUGAUCGCCCUGUAUGUAGGGAGAUGGAUGGCGUUACACUUAACUUUAUCUUAUUUUAUAUUGGACCUGCCGUGGUUGCUUAGUGGCUAUGGUGUUGGGCUGCUAAGGACGAGGUCGCGGGAUCAAAUCCCGACCACGGCGACCGCAUUCCGAUGGGGGCUAAAUGCGAAAACACUAGUGUACUUAGAUUUCGGUGCACGUUAAGGAACCCCUAGGUGGUCUAAAUUAGUCCGGAGUCCCCUGCUACAGCGGGCGUCAUAAUCAGAUGGUGGUGUUGGCACGUAAAACCCCAUAAUUUUCUAUAUAUUGUAGUUCAUUGUUUACAACUCCUUUCUCUCAGCGCUCUUCUAUUCUUUAUUGUUUUUUAUUGCGCUGAAAGUCUUCAGGCUCAGCGUGUACAGUAUCGAAACAUCGCUGAUAUACUUCCAGGCCAACAUUACGUGGUUGUGUGUACAUAUGUUUAGCUGGCAUUGUUGUUUUCUUUACGGAAAACCCGGCUUCCGAUUGGUGGGAUAACGGUUAUUUAAAAGAAUUGAUGCCCGCAGAAUCCUGAAUUGGUUAUGUUGCCUAAAUGAUGCAGUCCUAUUGGAAGUUGUUGAGUAAUAUAUUACGUAAAUCGUGAAAAUUAUACGCUGUUAACGGAUGGCUGACCCAUUUUAUUUCAUUUCAAUAUUUCUUUCUAUCGUGGUCACUCCCCGCAAAAGGGGUAUUACAAUGUAUGGGAAUGAACAUUCAAUUAGCACCGAAUAACUUCAAGCAUUAUGGAAGCCCGUGAGUGGAUUGACUGCCCAGUGGAGCAGCUACAUAGCCCACGAGCCUCAUUGUUAAGCAAGUUUUUAUGUCAUUAAAGGGGCACACCUGCAAGGCUUUUACUUGGCGUGUGUUUUCUUUUACAUUUGCUUGGGGAUCGUGACAUAAAUAAACAUGCCAUAUUUUCCUA